GUUGUAGGUAAAGCUAUGUAUAUGAUUUGCGUGGUAAACUAGGAUGCCUAGCUCUCCAUCGCGUGGGGCGAACGACAGAUAAGUUCGAGGUCCGGAUCGAAACACACAGCGCUUCCCUUACAUCCAUAUUCAACAUACAGUUAAGCUUACAAAGCGACCACUCCAAAGUAGUGGCAAAAGGCCCGUCGCUGGGGCUGCCUACGGGAGUGGAUAAGGCACGGAUAGCGUCUGCCGAAACAGCUACUUCUGAUUUCUACGUUGGCGGCAGGAAAAAUGAGCUAUCGGAUGUCAGCAUCGGACCUCCGUAUGGGUCCAGGGCACUUCCUGACUGGACUGAGAAACGAUGACAGCCUGCUGCGGCAAGUUUUCUUCUCCAUUUUGCGGCAUCACCAUCCGAACCUUGCUGCCAAGGUGGACGUCAUUUACGCGCUCAGCCAGGCCUGGUGCACCAGCCAGUCGGAUUCGGAUUUCGAGUUGCUGGUCAAGUACGUGUCGGAUCUCAAACCCGAGGAGCGCAUCCUGGUUGCCAGCUCCUUCAGCCACAUGCUCAACCUGCACAACCUGACGGAGGAGGUCAACAGCAGCCAGAUAGGCAGGGCCGUGAGGCUGGGGGAGAUGGACUCCCCCACGCGUGACACCAACCACUCGCUGCUCAAACUGACAACCGUCAACGGUCUGUCGCCGCAGCAAGUGUACGACUCGCUGUGUUCCCAAACAGUGGAGCUCGUACUGACGGCGCAUCCAACGCAGGCCCUGCGCGCCAGCCUGCUCAAGAAGUACGCCAUCGUGCGCCGGGAGCUGGACACGCUGCACUCCAAGCGCAUGAGCGAAUACGAGAAGAUCGAGACGCUGGAGUCCAUUCGUGCGGCGGUGCAGGCGGCCUGGCGUACGGAUGAGAUCCGCAGAUCCAAACCCACACCGCAGGAUGAGAUGCGCGGUGGGCUGGCCUACUUCUCCACCGUCAUCUUCGACGUGGUGCCCGUCUUCCAUCGCCGGGUGGACACGGCGCUGGAGAAGCUGGGGCUGCCGCGACUGCCGCUGGACCGCAUGUUGUUCAAGUUCGGCAGCUGGAUGGGCGGCGACCGCGAUGGCAACCCCAACGUCACGGCCGACACCACCCGGGAUGUGGUAGUGCUGGCGCGGCUGGAGGCGGUCAACGCAUACUUCAAACAGGUUGAGGGCCUCAUGUUCGACCUGAGCAUGUGGCGCUGCAGCCCCGAGCUCAAGGAGCUGGCGCAGCGCAUCGCGGCGGCGGAGAGCCGCGACGCGGUGCGGGUGGCGGAGGAGCGCAAGCGGCGCAACUACGCGGACUUCUGGGCGCCCAUCCCCGCCACCGAGCCCUUCCGAGUGGUGCUGUCUCACAUGCGGGACCGGCUGUACAACACACGACAGGUGCUGCACCAGUGCCUGAUCCACCCCGCCCUCUCCGUGCGCGCCGCCCUGCGCGAGGCGGGCGCCUACGAGGAUGCGGAGGACAUGGCGCGCCCGCUGCAGCUCAUGUACGACAGCCUGGUGGCCACGGGGGACGAGAGCGUGGCGCAUGCGCGGCUGCUGGACCUGCUGAGACAGAUCCGCACCUUUGGCCUCAGCAUGAUGGCUCUGGACAUCCGUCAGGAGAGCGCCCGCCACACCGAGGUGAUGGACGCGGUGACGCGCUACCUGGGGCUGGGGGCGUACGCGGGCUGGGACGAGGGCAGGCGGCUGGCCUUCCUGCUGGAGCAGCUGCAGGGCAAGCGCCCGCUGAUGCCCCCCGGCAUGGACAUGAGCCCCGAGGAGCGCGAGGUGGUGGCCACCUUCCGCAUGCUGUCGGAGCUGCCGGCCGAUAGCCUGGGUGCCUACAUCAUCUCCAUGGCCAAGACCGCCUCCGAUGUGCUGGCAGUGGUACUGCUGCAGCGGGAAACAGGCGUGCGCCCCGCCCUGCGUGUGGUUCCGCUGUUCGAGACCCUGGACGACCUGCACAAUGCGCCCGCCACCAUCUCCACUCUGCUGGCCAACGACUGGUACCGCAACCACAUCAACGGGGUGCAGGAGUGCAUGAUUGGCUACAGCGACAGCGGCAAGGACGCGGGCCGGCUGGCGGCCGCCUGGGCGCUGUACGAGACGCAGGAGAAGCUGGUGGCGGUGGCUCGGGAGUAUGGGGUGCGGCUGGUGUUGUUCCACGGCCGCGGCGGAACCGUGGGUCGCGGCGGCGGCCCCACCCACAUGGCCAUCCGCAGCCAGCCGGCGGGCACCAUUAAUGGCCACCUGCGCGUGACGGUGCAGGGUGAGAUCAUCGAGCAGCAGUUCGGCGAGAAGGAGGUGUGCUUCCGGACGCUGGACUUGUACACAAGUGCUGUGCUGGAGGCGGCGCUGGACCCGCCCCCCGCCCCCCGCGCCGAGUGGCGGGCGCUGAUGGGCCAGCUGGCGGCUGACAGCUGCGACACGUAUCGCUCCGUGGUGUACGGCACACCCGACUUUUACGAGUACUUCAUGCAGUCCACGGCGGCGAGCGAGCUGGGUCGUCUCAACAUCGGCUCCCGCCCCAGCAGCCGCAAGCAGGGCGGCAUCGAGACGCUGCGAGCCAUCCCCUGGAUCUUCGCAUGGACGCAGCAGCGCCUGCACCUGCCCGUGUGGCUGGGCAUUGGGGAGGCGCUGGAGGCGGCGUUCAGUAAGGGCCACCAGCCGGUCCUUCAGGACAUGUACGCCAACUGGCCCUUCUUCACAUCCACGCUGGACCUGGUGGAGAUGGUGCUGGCCAAGGCGGAUGCGCGGCUGUCCGCAUUCUACGAGCGCACGCUGGUGGAGCCGCGACUGGCGCACCUGGGGGAGCGGCUGAGGAGCCUCCUGGCCAACACGCAGUCCAACAUCCUGAUUGUGGUUCGCAAGAGCGCGCUGCUGGAGGGCAACACGCCCUCCCAGAUGUCCACCCCCAACCUGGACGAGAAGAUCAGGCUGCGUUCGCCGUACGUGGCGCCGCUCAACGUGCUGCAGGCGCUGAGCCUGCGGGGUCUGCGGAGGUUCAGGGAGCAGGGGGGGGACGGAGUGGAGUACAACCCCUCCGACCCGGAGAUCAUCGACCUGCUCUCCCGCGACCCCAAGGCCAGCCGCUGGCGUGCGGCCGGUGCUGCUGCCGGGGGUGAGGGCGGUGCGCAGCAGCCGCAGCAGCCGCAGCACCCCUACCAGGCGGCCAUGGACGACUGCCUUAUGAUCACCAUCAAGGGCAUUGCAGCGGGCAUGCAGAACACCGGGUGAAGAGGGACGAGGGAACGAGACGGGGCGAGGCGAGGCGAGAGAGGAAAUGUCGGAGCACGACCGUGCCAGGUCCCGGCUGUUGUUGUUGUUGUUGUUGUUGUUGCUGCUGCUGUUGAUAGGCGUGGUGGUGGUGGUGGUGGUGGUGGUGGUGGUGGUGGGAGGUACGGCUGGGGGUGUAUGUGAUUGGAUGCACACGCAGCUGCACAGGAGGUUCCCCGCCUUGCGACAUGCGUUGAGGAGUCUGUUUGUUGUUGUGGGUCAGGUAGCAGCUGGUGGCAGGCGCAGACGACUUCCGUAGCAUGGAGUGGACACUUGUACGCUAACUGAAGAACGCCUGGAGCGACCGGCCGGGCUGUAUAAGGGAGUGUUCGUCUACCGGUACUUGGAGGUUCAUGUGCGUGUAGGUGGAUGGGGGGGAUGGGGGGGGGGUGUGAGUAGCCCUUUUGGGGGUAAAGAGGAAACAUCGAAAGUCCUGGGGUGACUGGCCGUCCCAAGGGUGUGUCCAAGGUGUGCAUGGGCGCAUGUUUGGACGGGCGGGUGAGAGCGGACGAGCGUUGUUUCUGGUGCGCAGGAUGAUGCGUGCAUGUACGACAUGUUGGAAUUGUUUGGUCGUCUUGGGAGUCCGAGAUUGAAGAGCCAGCCAUGUGCAAAAUAGCUUAGGGAGGGUGUUCCUUGAUAAGAGGAUGGAGAAUGCACGCAUUCUGGCAUGCUUGCAUGCACGAAUAAAGCUGCAUGAUAAGGACAGAGAUGGCGGGCAG
Astrephomene gubernaculifera is the source of this 3989-nucleotide messenger RNA. Lineage: Eukaryota; Viridiplantae; Chlorophyta; Chlorophyceae; Chlamydomonadales; Astrephomenaceae. The record is from the annotation of a GenBank genome assembly.